This is a messenger RNA of Zea mays, 668 nucleotides long. RefSeq lists its product as uncharacterized. The transcript is spliced from 3 exons. Lineage: Eukaryota; Viridiplantae; Streptophyta; Magnoliopsida; Poales; Poaceae. The record is from RefSeq and is marked predicted. The coding region runs from base 6 to 470 and encodes 154 amino acids.
GCCGCAUGCCACGCAGGCCCUAUGACGCCCGCCAUCCUCAUCCAGGAGUGCCCCCACCCCCAGCGCCCCUUCCACCCCCGCACCGCCGUCCUGCCCCUCUCCCCUCCCACACCCACUCCCUUCCUCCAUCUCCAUGCUCGGCGCCCUCACCAUCUCCCCUCUGCCUCCGCUCCACCUCCCUAACCGCCUCCGACCUAACCGCCUCCCCCCAUAGACCGAACGGGAUCUUCGCGUCCGACGCGCCCAUCGACGUGGACGCCGCCAUGGAGGACGAGCUACGGGAGAAGGAGGACGGUAGCCCCAGGCAACUCGAAAGAGGUAGCAGCUGCACUGUCUCAGGCUUUAAGAAAUUCUUUAGAAAGAAUGAGCAGUUCAGAGAUGCACUUGCGAAGCACAGACUUCUGACACCAACGACACCAUUAGCAAGGCAGGGAUCCGAUGAUAUGUCCUUGGUGUCAUCCGUGAUAUAAACCACUUCCUUUAGUCAUGUGCUAUUCUUCACUGUUAUUCAUGUGUACAGUUGUUCCUUUCCAUAGUCACAGAGUGUAGGUUUCUAGAUUUUUUGCUUGUGAAGUCUACCCACGCUGCCUCGCUCUUGUUCUUUAUAAUGAGAUGAAAUUGUAUGGUGGCUUUGCGAGUGAGAUGAAAUGUAUGGUGGCUUUGUGAGU